Molecule: messenger RNA, 896 nt
Organism: Capra hircus (goat)
Lineage: Eukaryota; Metazoa; Chordata; Mammalia; Artiodactyla; Bovidae
Product: immunoglobulin lambda-like polypeptide 5
Exons: 5
Biological process (GO): peptide antigen assembly with MHC class II protein complex; antigen processing and presentation of exogenous peptide antigen via MHC class II; immunoglobulin production involved in immunoglobulin-mediated immune response
Cellular component (GO): MHC class II protein complex
Molecular function (GO): MHC class II protein complex binding
Source: RefSeq, a predicted model, not a curated record
AUGGAUAGGUCUAGCCAGACUCCGAUUUCCGACCGCAGCCCCCACAAGAGGAAGUGGUCGGUGGUGGAGUCGGCCCAGAGGCCUGGGCAGCCAGAGUCCCGACAGCGCUGUGAGCUGGCCCUCCACGGCCUCUCCAGGGCCCGAGACACCCCCGCAGCGCAGAGAAGCGGAACAGAGCUGGUGUUCCGGACCAGGCCCCGGGGCUGGGGCGGGGCUGGCCCAGGCCAGGCCAGGGGGCCCGUGAGGCCCCCAGGGGUCAGCGCGGUGUCCCCAGGCAGCCCUGGCCUCUCAUCCUGCUGGGCCUGGCCUCUCAUCCCGUGGGCGCCCACGGCCUGCUGCCCCCGACGGCGGCGCCUCGGAACACGGCCUCCCGCAUGGAGGCCCCGUCAGGAAAGAGCCCGUGGAGCCUGUGGGGCAGGUCAGCCCAAGUCCGCACCCUCGGUCACCCUGUUCCCGCCCUCCACGGAGGAGCUCAAUGCCAACAAGGCCACCGUGGUGUGUCUCAUCAGCGACUUCUACCCGGGUAGCGUGACCGUGGCCUGAAAGGCAGAUGGCAGCACCAUCACUCGGAACGUGGAGACCACCCAGGCCUCCAAACUGAGCAACAGCAAGUACGCGGCCAGCAGCUACCUGACCCUGACGGGCAGCGAGUGGAAGUCUAAGAGCAGUUACAGCUGCGAGGUCACGCACGAGGGGAGCACCGUGACGAAGACAGUGAAGCCCUCAGAGUGUCCUUAGGGCCCUGGGCCCCCACCCUCGGGGGCCCUCUGGCCCCCACCCCCUCCCCCAGCUCUCCAUGGACCCCUGAGCCCCCGCCCAGGUCGGCUCAGACCAGAGGCCUCUCCUUCCUCCUUGUUCCUGCUUCUCCUAAAUAAAGACCUUCUCAUUUAUCAGCC